Messenger RNA from Tachysurus vachellii, 4921 nucleotides. RefSeq names its product JunE proto-oncogene, AP-1 transcription factor subunit (gene june). Gene Ontology annotation, biological process: regulation of cell population proliferation; regulation of cell cycle; regulation of transcription by RNA polymerase II. The transcript has 2 exons. The record is from RefSeq and is a predicted model, not a curated record. Lineage: Eukaryota; Metazoa; Chordata; Actinopteri; Siluriformes; Bagridae. Bases 424 to 1455 code for a protein of 343 amino acids. Gene Ontology annotation, molecular function: DNA-binding transcription factor activity, RNA polymerase II-specific; transcription factor binding; RNA polymerase II cis-regulatory region sequence-specific DNA binding. Gene Ontology annotation, cellular component: transcription regulator complex.
GCUCGAAGCAGAUGAGGCGAAGGGCGUGUAGUUUUACCGAGCAGCCGAGCAGAAAAGUCCCGCAGUCGCGCGGAGACGGAGUGAGAGGCGCACGCGCUCGCUACAAACCAACAACGGCUGUUCUAGACAUAUCUGUAAACCAUCACAACUUCUCGACAGAGAGAUUAGAGACUGACGUCCUGUGAUUACCGACCGCGGUGUGGAUUAUAUGGCCGUGACGCCGUCGGACGCAGAGCCGUCGGUGGGUCUCGCGCUCCGUGUGGACUGAGCUCGAGCUCGCGCGCGUGACGGAUCUCCGCCUCGCACGGUUGUCAUACAGAGGCUUUUAACCCCGUGCACAAGGUGUGGACUAUGUUUAAUGUGAACGCUUCCUGCUCUGAUACCCCCUUAAUCAGAUUAUGAAGAUUUCCCAGUCCAGCGUCAAUGACAGGUAAGAUGGAAACGCCUUUCUACCACGAUGACACGCCGAGCGUUCCAAACUUCGGACAACUUCCAGACUACGAUCGCUAUCAAAGCCACAAGAUGAUGAGUAAGAAGAACAUGGCCAUGCACAAUUUCCACGGAGUGGUCGGAGGCACGCAGGGUCUGAAGCUGCUGCAGAGCCAAGCCGGGAGCAGCGUCAACCCCAACCUGGGCAUGAACAGCAACCCGAACGGCGCUCUGAUGUCGUCGUCCGAUAUGAACCUCUUGAAACUCUCCAAUCCCGAUCUGGAGCACUUGAUCAUCCAGUCUAACCAGGGGCUGGUCACAACAAGCCCAGCACCGAGCUCUUCCACUAACACUUUCAUGUACAGGAACCAGGCCACAAACGAGCAGGAAGGCUUUGCAGACGGUUUCGUCAAAGCUUUGGCAGAUCUGCACAAACAGAACCAGUUGGUCGGGGCUCCCAUAUCCCCAUCAUCCUCCAUUCAGGGGCCGUAUCAAAGGAACCUCAUGUCAAGCACAGACAUGCCGAUCUACACCAACCUGAGCAGUUAUAACCCCAACCAGCUCCCUACAUCGUACCCUGGAGGUCAGCUCUCUUACGGCGCGGCACACGCUGCAGCCCACUCCAGCCAGGGGCAAGGUCAUCACCCUCACGGCAGAGGUCUUGAUGCCCCUCAGACCGUUCCAGAGGUUCCUCACCCCCCUGGAGGAGAUCCAACCGGUUCUCCGCCUUCCCUCUCACCUAUUGACCUCGAGACCCAGGAGAGAAUCAAGGCCGAGAGGAAGAAGCUGCGGAACCGUAUCGCGGCCUCCAAGUGUCGCAAGAGGAAGCUGGAGCGCAUUUCACGCCUGGAAGAGAAGGUGAAGGUGCUGAAGACACAGAACUCUGACCUGGCAUCUACUGCCAGCAUCUUGCGCGAGCAGGUCGCGCAGCUCAAACAGAAAGUCAUGAACCACGUAACCAACGGCUGUCAGAUCGCAGUCGGAUCGGCCAGCAUGGCCAAGAGCAGCGAGAGCACCAGCUGCUGAAGGUCCUUUUUUAUUUCCUUCGCUCUGAACUCUCUAUUUCCCUUCUGUUACUUCAAGUCGCUGUGAAAGAUGAACAGCGAAAACCGAAGAAGGCUUGAAAGAGAACGGAAACCUCGUCCUGACACAGAACCUCGCAGACAAGGCACACACACACACAGAGAGAGAGAGAGAGAGAGAGAGAGAGAGAGAGAGAGAAAACCUCACACAGCAACUUGUCAUGUCAGAGCGAUCUCUCUCUCAGCUGUGUUCUCUGGCCAAAAGGAAAUAUUCUCUCCUUGCGUACAGACUGCGACGCCUUGCGUCGCACUUACAAGCCGUUUCACAUCGAACUGCACUUUUUACUCCAUCGGGUUAAUAAGGACCGAGACUCCGACUCAGAGCAAUACCAACCGAACCCGACACGUGAGGGACGACUCGAACGGAAACAACGAGCGACUCUCAGCUGGGAUUCCUCCGACUCGAAAAAAAUGUUUUAUCUCCCCUGAGGAUGAGCAGCUUGUGAAAAAAACAAAGAUUUUACACUUCACUUUGAUGGGAGUACGAUCUCACUUACAGUCGCAGGGUAACUUUUUUUUUUUUUUUUUUUUCCCCCGAACAACAUGCACUAUUCUGCAAAUCUGAACUUUUCUACGUUGAUAAAUACAAACCCACAGUGACCCGGAAGCACGAGCGAAAUUUCCUCUGUUCCGGAUUCGAAGGCGUCCGCACAGAAAGAUACACAGCUAAAAAUAAAUGACGCCGUUCGUAUGAAUAUUCAGUAUGUCAAAAGUGUUGUGGUUAAGUGGAGACUUAUUUGUUGCAGUCCAGUCUGAGUGAUUAUACAUUGAAUCCUUUGUGCAUCCGUCGGUUCGUUUGAUAUCGUGCAAUUUGUGAACGCAAAAUACAGGAAAAGUUCCUCUUUGUUUUUUUCCUUUUUUAAAUUUUUUUUUUUUAAAAUAAUCUUUAAGCAAAGUAUUUUAUAAGUAUUAUUUCAUGAUUGACUGUGUUUACUAUAUUAUAUUAUAUAUUAUAUAUUAUAUAUUAUAUUAUAUUAUGAACAAGAACACAAGGUCGGUCCCGUGCAGCACUUUUUUUAACGGCAUCCCAUAAAAUUCCUGAACAUUCCCGAGACCUUUUGCACUGUAUUCAGUGGGUUGUGUUUUAACGCCUCGUGGCUGCUCUUUUUAAUUUAAACCGCUGAGGCUUUAAUAAAAAGGGACGUGUUUCCAGAUGAGGGCUUGGAGCCAGAAAAGGGCUUUCGAUCAAUAGUAUUUUGCUUUUGUUUUUUUUUUUUUGUUUGUUUUUUUUUUUUUUUUUAAAAUUUCUUAAAAAAAAAAAAAAAACAAAACAAAAAAAAACAAAAAAAAAAAUUUAUUUAUGCAAAAACUUUAUCUAUGAUAUUUAUGUUGUUUAUGUAAAAGGACUGUACAGGUUUAAAAUACCGGUGUCGUGUUGGCACUUUUGUUAUUUUUUUGUUUGCUUUUUUUUUUUAUUAUUAUUGUUAUUAUUUUUUUUGGGAACUACAUAGUUGCACAUAAAGUCGAAACAGUAAACGAUGUCUAAUAUUUAUCCUUCGUGUACAGCGUAAUAGUUUGCCUUUGUUUUUGUUGGAAACAAAUAAAACGUCAAGAUUGUUGAAUUUUUGGUACGAAGAAUCAAUCCAGAACUAGUUUACUUCAUAUUCACUUUAUAAAGGUUUAGAAAUAACGAUCCUACAGCAGGAAAGGAAUUUUCAGAAUUUUUUUGUUUGUUUGUUUGUUUGUUUGUUUUUUAAAUUGAUGAAAUUGCGCUUCGUUCAGUCUAGGAGCGAAGUCAAAGAUCUUUUGAUUUUUGUCAAAAUUUCUAUUUGAAAUUUGUCACAAAAAAAAAAAAAAAAAAAGCACUUUUAAAGGCUGAUCUUGUCAUUCUGGCUCCUGAGUUAAAAUGCAUGAGGGUGUUUAAAGCAUCUGUGCUUAAAGCUAAUACUGUAAGUUAGCAUUAGUUCAAACGACUGGCGAAAUCUGUUCAUAAAAAUCUCUUUAAACGUUUACGACGUCUCGUUUACGACGCCUCGAAACCUGAGCGCAUGACGACGUUUCAAAGCGUCAAACGUGAUAAUAUUGUCUUCGUUUCAUAAGUAUUGGCACCUGCCUACUCACAGCAGCUUGCUUUUUUUUUCUAAGGUGAUUGACGCUCACGCAGAGCGAGAACUCUUAUCGUGUUGUUGGUGCACUGAAUUUCUGUCCAACUGCCUUUCCUACUAAACAAAUACAUGAAAUCUUUAUUUAUAUAGAAAUCUCUCUCUUUGUCUAUAUAUAUAUAUAUAUAUAUAUAUAUAUAUAUAGAUAUAUAUCUAUAUAUAUCUAUAUUCUUAUCAGUCCCAAUAAGGGUUUGAUCCUGAACUGUCAAUGAACCUUUUCUGAGCGUCAAAAGGGAAAUAUUUAUUUUUGAAACUUGAAUACUGUUAUGUAUUUUUUUCUUUUCUCUCUUUUGGUUGGUUUAAUUUUUUUUUUUUUUUUUUGGAUGUCACAAACUUCUAUUUUUGUACAAAGAAAAUGCAAAAUGUUUUAAUGAAGAGAGAACAGUAAAUGUGCAUACUGUACUUUGGCUGGUAGACCUAUCCUCAUUCCAGUAAUACUUUAUUUAUUGAGCUGGUUUUGAACAUUUUUGACGCUUCGAGCAUUUCCGCCUCUCGUGAAGUGAGAUUUCAAGAAGAAGAAGACGAAAAAAAAAACACCUGACACGUUUACUAGCACGAAAUCCUGAAGGUUUACGCUAAAGAAGGACUCUUUUUUUUGUUGUUGUUGUUGUUGUUGUUGUCUGAGGACAAUCCAUGAUGUGCACUUGAGGCCUUUUAGGACUUUCUUGUAUCUGAUCCGACGUUUACGGCUUUGUGUCACGUUAGACUGGGAGAAACCGCGAGAAUUCGAGUGUUUUACGUUUAUUUUCACACUAAACUUAACCUGUUUGUUAAAGCUGUGAGACGGUUCACGAUAACGGUCCUGAUGGAAAGGUGCGGGUCAGUAACCGAGACGUUCUCUCUGUCUGCCGCACCGUCUGGCCAAAGAUAUCAACACUUUCAUCAGACAGUAUUAGCUUCCUCUAAUAAAGAAUCCAAAUUUUUAAAUUGAUCACGAUACAAAAGAGUCAGACGUUUCUGUAGUGAUCACGACUGACAUAAAUAGAGCUUUGGAAUUAAAAGGUUUUUUGUUUGGUUGUUUUUUUCCCCUUGUAUUUGGGGUUGGAGUUGGAGAGGUGUUCGCUUUUCCUCAUCAUCCUCUGCUCUUUCCUGUCUUCAUCUUUCCCCCUCGAAUGGGAACCGUAGUCUCCGUACACUCACAGGACGACGUGACUAAGGGGCGACUUGCCUUGCUUUCGAUUCAUGGUUGUUGUUGUUGCUGGUGGUGGUGUUUUGUUGUUGUUGUUUUUUUAUUGUUGUUUUGUUUAUUUUUUAAAUAUUGUUCCUUGUUUUCAUGUUUUCUAAUCAAUAAAGUCGUAGGUUUCUGAA